This is a messenger RNA of Dermacentor andersoni, 731 nucleotides long. Its product is annotated as adenylate cyclase CyaB. Lineage: Eukaryota; Metazoa; Arthropoda; Arachnida; Ixodida; Ixodidae. The record is from RefSeq and is a predicted model, not a curated record.
CGCUUCUCUAAUUUUGUAUAGGUACUCUGUGAUAACACAUGUUGGAACACUCCGUGUGUCUUGAAUGUCGCUGUGCUGACUACCGAUGCCAAGCAGAAGCUGCCGAUCGGAAGGCUUGUGAGACAACCGAGGAAGGCGGUUACUACUGUGAUCCAUGCCGUCCAACGUGGAGUUGAAAGCCCGGCUGGCUGACCGUUCCUGUCUGCUGGAACGCGUUCGCCCUCUGGCACGCUCGCACUCGGCGCUGCGCCAGCAGGACACCUACUUCGGCGCGGCCCGAGGAAGGCUGAAGCUGCGGUGGCAGGAGCUGCUCGCCGAAAACGGAGACGUCCAGAAGGAGACCGCCACGCUGUACUUCUACGACCGGCCUGACACGGAGGGACCAAAGCGCAGCGACUACGACUUUCUCCAGUUCUCCACCAUUGACGAGGCACUCCUGCUGAAGAGACUGCUGUCGCGAAGCAUGGGCGUGCGCGGCGUGGUGAGCAAGAAGCGGGACCUCUUCCUCGUGGGCCAGACGAGAGUGCACGUGGACACGGUCGAGGCUCUCGGAGACUUCGUCGAGCUCGAGGUUGUGCUGGAAGAGAAGCAGACGACAGAAGAAGGUCAGGCCAUUGCCAAGGGGCUUUGCAAGGAACUGGGCAUAGACACCAGUGGCCUCAUCUCUGGCUCGUACAUCGACAUGCUGCCUCAACAGACCCUCUGGGAAUAAAAUUUACCUUGCAAUCAGC